Cyclocybe aegerita is the source of this 1239-nucleotide messenger RNA. The record is from the annotation of a GenBank genome assembly. Lineage: Eukaryota; Fungi; Basidiomycota; Agaricomycetes; Agaricales; Hemipholiotaceae.
AUGAGCGCUGAUGUUCCUCCCCCUUCUUACGACUCCGUCGUCAAAGAAAUCAAACAACACGUCGACUCCAAGUCCUCCUCCGAUGAGAUCGUUGCCACCGCCCACAACCUCACCGACGAGCAGAUCAAGGCUGUCAUGGACAACGCUGAGAACGCCAAACCAUUCACGAAAGAGGAGAAGGAUGCCUUGAUCAAGCAGCUUGGGAGGGAGCUCUCCUCGAAAGAGUCUCUUCCAUACCUGCAGAAAAGUGCUGCAGAUGCGGCUCGGGCAUGCGGUAAUCUUGAGGAAAUCUUCUUGGGUUUAGCGGUGACGUUGGCAUCGAUCGACGCACAGAAUGCGCAUCCAAAGGAGGGGCCAUUCACUCCUCGGUUGAAAGACAUCCACGAUAGCUUCCGCCGAACAUUGCACAAGAGCACAGAUUUGGCCGUGGUCAUUGCUGCCUAUGGUCUACGAUUCGAGAAGGUCAUCAUCCCGAUGUGCCAGGACCCAAGGCUGACGACGAAACAGCGCGAAGACAAACUCGGCCAAUUCAUUAAAGAUGCCGAGAAAUUCAAGGAGAAGUCUGAAGCCAUGAACAAAGAGUUCGAAGACCUCAAAGGGACGUUCGGCGUCUUCGUCGGGUCCUUCAACCAUUGGUCCUCCGACAAGGAGGAGCAGUUGAGUAAGGAGCUGACGGAGGCGAAGGCGCAGCUGGAGAAGGUCAAGCAGGAGCUGAAACGCUUGGAGGAUUUCAUGAAGCAGAUGUUCCAAGGCGGCAUGUUUUCGGGUGGCUGGACCAACCUCAUGGAAAUCUUCGCGAUCGUCCUAUCGACGGGGGCUUUCCCGACGAUCUUGUUUUCGCUGGGCAUGCUUUUCGGCCCAGGUAUCGGGGCUAUGGGUCUUCGUAUGGCAAUUGAAAACCGUAAGAAGAAAGUGGAUGAGAAGCAAGCUGUGGUGAAUCACCUGGAGGAUAAGAUCGGAAAUAUCCGAAAGGCUCGAGAACGCUUGAACAAGAUCGGAGAAGGCGACCUAGCCAAGUUCAACGCCAACAUCAGUGUCCUAAGUGGAUUCUGGCAGUGCGCGAAGAACGACGCAAUCGAGGUCAGGGAAUGGCUUGAAGGAGGGGCGAAAGAUGCCGAUAUCCCAGAGUAUAUGAUGGUCUCUCUCGACGGGUCUAUUCGAGUCUACGAGAGAAUGGCGGCGUACCUGCGUGCAUAUGCUGACGGAGUUCAAUCUGUGGGCGUUCCUGUCCCACAGUAG